Molecule: messenger RNA, 17256 nt
Organism: Solenopsis invicta (red fire ant)
Lineage: Eukaryota; Metazoa; Arthropoda; Insecta; Hymenoptera; Formicidae
Product: octapeptide-repeat protein T2
Exons: 3
Coding region: 16151-16840 (229 amino acids)
Biological process (GO): nucleosome assembly
Cellular component (GO): nucleosome
Molecular function (GO): DNA binding
Source: RefSeq, a predicted model, not a curated record
CGCUUGAAAUAGUAGCGAAGAAUCGUCAGCCGCGUACGUGGCUGUGGUGCAUGUGUCUAACGACGACGACCGCGAGAGACGAAAGGGGGUCGAACGCGACCGUACGUAGGGCGACUCUCCUCGCGGAAUGAGCGAUGAUUGUAACAUUUCGCACGGGCCGUGCCGUCGCUGCGAAACGACAUAUACGUCAUCGACGACGAGGGGAAUAGAGGCACAUCGUGGUGCGCGUCGGUCACGCUGUCCCGCGAUUGGCAAGACGGACGACAGGGCGGAUAGACAAAUGGAGAACGCCACUGUUAGCCGUCGUUCGCGUGGGUGAUGAUUUUGGCAGGAGCCCGGAGAGAGAGAGAAUUUUUUCGCGGCUAGAAAGACCGACGAAAAAGAGCGAGCAUCUGGUGCUACCAAAAAGUCCCGAGCGUUCCAGACUCUCUUUUGCCUGUAUGUAUCAUCUCUAUACGGUUUCUGUACUUUUUCGUUCUUCCGGCUUGUCAUCCUAUAUUGUUCGCACAAACGGUAUGCUUGUUCUUUUUCUGCGACUGGGAUAAGAUGUUUAGUCUGACGCAGCGGUGGGAUUCGUGGGACAUUAUGAAAUUAAAAGAAGAAAGAACAGAGGAAAGAAACUAUAAUAAGAAUUUGUGCAUUGUCACUUAAUCGAAAUUACUUUUAUCAACGUAAUAAAGAUAAUAACGAACUCUUUACUUUGGAAAUACAACUUAUCUCACAUUAAAUCUUCACUUUUCCCAAUAUUAAUCUUUAAUUUUUUGUACAAAAUUGUAGUACAAAAAAACCCAAGUUCAUAAAAUAAAAAUAACAAGUAUACUGAAAACGUAAUUACUAAAAGAAUAUUAAAUAAACUUCGAAUGACUAUUAAGAUUUAACUUGUCUAGAUCUUAAGAUAGCGAAUCCACUACAUAAGGUCUCUAUUGCGUCACCUAAGAACGUGCGCUGCGGAAAAUAUUAGCCACCAGACUAUAUUAUGUGGCAGACUAUGUAGUGGCUUUACGUAUUACAUAAUUCAAUAUUGUGCGUCCGCGAGGCGUUUGCGUAUCGCGGCUAGCAAGCAAUGCUGUAAUGUCUCGCGUGACAACUUCCGCGCGUAUAUUACGGACAGGGACCGCUUUAGCCAGCUGUCAUGAUCGUGCUGACGAAUUCACGAAGAGAAGCACACUGUCGUCGUCGUGCGAGGCUGGGCUGUCCCUUCUCGAUUUCAGGGUGUGCCCGAUGAUGUCGCCGAUGCAUGGCUGUCGCAACGCCGCGACGCGUUAUACCCACGUAUACGUACGACUCAGGGCACGCACGUCACUUCCAUUGUCAACGGGACGCACGCGUGACACAGGCGUGCGACAUAUUACGCACAUAAGAUUUACCACGGCGACACCCACGUGGCAGAUGGGUUACAUGAUACAAUUGUUGGAGAUGAUCGCGAGCUGCAUUUCCGAUUCGCGACUGCUUCAUAAAAAUUUAAAUAAGAUAUGAAGAAAAAAGAGAACGGUAGAGACUUGUAAUUAAAGAAAUAUUGGAAUCAUGGUAUCUGAUUUUUAUUUCUCAGAUGCGAAGUGAAUGAAGAAAGCUGUGAGAUUUACUUAUAUAUUUCUCCAACAGAAUUUUUUCAGAAGAACAUGUUCCCUAAUGGAUACACGAGUAUAUAAAUUGACCUCAGAUCUGCGAUAGCGUCAGUUUACCAAAUGUGGAACAUUUCGUAUAAAUCAUCAUGAAUAUGAAAAUUUAAAAAUUAUAUUGAUGCAGCCAAUGUAACGAAGAGUCGUGCUUGACUAUCGAUUACAACAAAAUCCAACUUUAAUGACAAUUUUACACAACUGUAUACCGUAAUAACAUUCAAUAACUAUAUAAAUUGCAAUAAUUGUGGAAAUUAACAUCCAUGUUGCUAAUAUCCAGGUAGGUAUGUAUCCAAUGAAUGUGUUUACAACUGAAAGUGAGAAAGCAUUCGAGAGAUGCAGAAACUCGAUAAUCAAAUGAGCCAUACUCUCGUAACUGUACCGACGAAUGUAACUCAUCGUGUUCAACCACGAAGAACGCCGCAUCGCAUCGCAUGGUAGCCGGAUUCGCGGCCACAAGGGUUUGGGGGCUGAGAACGCAAUGCAAUUAACGUGGCGUUACAUGACAACGCAAUGUAACGCGGGGAAUCGUCAAAAUUAGUAAACAGCGGGGAAUUCACCGACGGCAACACCCACAUGGCAGACGCGCUCAACAGCGCGGAGCGCGCCGCGUCGCCCCGAAAUAAACCACGUUAAAUGGAUCGUGACCGUUUGGACAAUGAAAAUGCGAAGUCAAUUAACCCGGUAAAGCUGGAAUCCCUGAAACGAUUCGCACUGAUCGUGUUCGAUGGUAGCAUAGAUCGAUAAAAAUUUGGAGCAACGCAUACAAAUGUAAUCAGCGUUUUGCUAGUAAGUCAGUACAUCUAAUUGAUUAUUAAAUAAUACGUUAUAUAUCGUAGAAUCUAUAUCAUUGAGUACUUCUACACCAUAUUACUAAAAUUCAAACAUAUAAUAUGUAAAUUCGUUGCACAAGAAAAAAACAUUUAGAAUUCGGAUUAGAAUUUUAUAAAAUGCAAAGAUAAUUUAGUAUAUUUUUUAGAGUGCAUAGAAUAUAAUACAUUAUAAAAAAUAAUAUGCAAUAUAAAAAUGUAAAAGUACAUAUCAUGUAUGAGAUGAUGUAUGCGUAACAUAAAAUUCACAACAAAAAUGCCGCGAGACAUAAACGUAUUAUCCGCUUAGCAAGGGAAGACGCAUGAAAGAGGUAACAUCGGGGAUUAGAGCGUUGUAGUAAUAGCGGUGAGGCGUUUAGUGUAAUUAUUGGCUCAUCAGCGCAAUAACAUAUCAGCUCGUUGCAAUUAACGCUGUGCGGCAUAAAAGUGUCCGUUAAGCGACGUGGCAGGUCGUAAAAAAAGACAAAGUGUGAGCGUUCAGACGAAACAGUAAAUUAUGCAGAAUGUUUCGUUUAAUCGGCGGAUCGUUACGUCGCGGUUAAAUUUAGGCUAAUCUGCGAAAUUAUAGAUAAGAAUAACACCUAUAAAUUGGACGUUUUCUCCGUUCUCUGCCUUUCUUUUUUUUUUCAGCGCUACCACUUUGCCAGAUCCGUGCGGAUAUAUUACGAGCGGCAUUUAAAAUCCAAUUUGCCGAGCAAAAAAUAAGCACGGAUAUUAACUUGGAAGUCACGCGUCGUUUAUAAUUAUUCCUAAAUAUUGCCGACAAUUUUCUUCAUAUCAAUUCAGAGGUUAAUCGCAGACAGAAACAAACGAUGUUAAAUGAAAUAGAAUUUAAGCUUUGAAAUAGUCACGGGUCAUCAACGAUGGUCACGAUAAAGCAAUGUUCUCGUGUAUGAAGCGUGUCGACCUCUGUAUAUAUUUAAAAAAAAAAUCGAAUCACGGAACCUGUUUCAAGCGGGGUUAUACGAAUCGAUCGGAGAAAUGGACACACAAUACGCUGUAAAGCGAUGGCUGCUGGAAGUUGACAAAUGCGCGUUAAAACAACGAUGAAAUAUGUUGUAAUUAUGAGAUAUAAGGAAACUCAUGAAACAACCGUACGUAAUGGGAUUAUAAUCGCCUGGCGUGGAUUUUCAACCUCGGCAUCGAUGGGUUAAAUACAGGUUUCGUCGCGCUCAAUGAUACAUAUUAGUCCGAACAUCGUUUAGAAGCCAACCACGUUAGAGAAUUGUUGGAAAAGAAACAGUUGUCACGUUGGAUACGCGUUAGAUACAUUUAUGUUAUUAAGUUGGUUGACGUCCAACAAGCGAGCAAGCGAGCGUGCCGUUAUUCCGCACAGAGCACACGCGCUCUCUUCCCAAUAAUAGACGUCUUUUAAAUAUUUCAAUCUCUGCUAUUUUACCGCAGAAUUUACGUCGCGCAAGAAUGGCGAUGUUAAUGCACGUGCGGUUGUACGAUAACUUACCAUAUAAAACGCGUAAAAGUAGAACUUAUUUGGUUUAAUUAAUGGAAACCGGCUAACCGGCUACUAAUGAGAUAAAAUCGAAGAAAUAUUAAACAAAUUUUUCUCCAUACGUCAUUAUACGUCAUAUUAUUAAUUGGAUAAAUCCAAUUCAUUUUACGGUAAUUUUUAUUACCGUAAUUAUAUCUUUAUAUAGCACCAUUAGAAUAUUAAAGAUAUCUUCACGUUUCCGAAUGUAUUUCAAUUCAUAAGCUGUGACAUUUUUUUGCAACAGAAAAUUAUCUCCCCGUCAUAAAAUCUAGAAUUAGAGAUAAAAUAAAGGUAUUCGUAAUUAUUUCUUGAUUUGAAAUUUUUCCAGUAAUGCCGCCUUCUUUUUAAGUCUACUUUCUAAAGCAAAGAGUUGAUUUACUGGAUAGUAAAUCUAAAAUUAUUGGCGUUUUUAUUAUCACUUAAACAUAACAACGUGCCUGCGAUUUUUUUAACUAUUUUAUUAUUUUAAUUAUUUUUCUCCAAUAUCUCUCUCUUGAAUGACCCAAAUCAAAAUUUAAAUUAUUAUUUGAAUAUUAUGUAAUUUUAUAUAAAAGUGUUUUCUUUAAUUUUAAGAGUGGAUAAUGGCAAAAUGACAAAACAGCCUUCUCUAAUCGCAAUAAAUCAUUUCUGUAUAUAUUAAGUGGUCUAACUUUACGCAACAUUGGUGACAAAUUCUACUUCUCAAUCGACGCAUACUCAUUUUGUCAACUAAAUUUCGCGCUCAUGGUAGCGCCAUAAAGUUAAAGAAGUUGAAAAAAAUCGCUUGUCAAGCAUUGAUUUUUGACACGAUAUAAACACAAUUUAUGCGGCACGCCGCGCCUUGAUGUAUCACAUGUUGCAAACCGGCCCGAUCCCUAUCCUUUCAUUCGUUUUCAAGCGUUUGAUUUAUGACCGUCUCUUAUGUGCACUCGUAAACGUUAUAUUGGUUUCCCGCGGUAGGGGGACCGCGUCUGCGACUUUGGGAACCAAUUAACGCCCUAUCAGAUACACUAUUAAAAAAGAAGUGCAAGCGAUGCGAACAAAACAUGUACUGAUGUUACAGAAUCUUUUGAACUUUUCUGUUAUGUGUAAUAUACGAAAUUAUAAAAGGAAGAAUGUCCGUUUGCAACUAGAAGAUGAUACAAAGGAGAUUGAUUUUUUAUAAAUUUAAUAAUUAUCGUAAUGAUAAUUAUCAAUAUCGGCUCAUCUCUUUGAUAACUCCGUUCUCUAAACUGAAAGUUGUAUAAAAUAGAAACCUCGAUUUUUUCUUUAUUUGCGCGAACCUCUGACCGUAUGCGGAUAAAGCGAUGAACGAGACGUGUAUUUGUUUCUUUUAUCCUCAUCCGAGACGGAGUUUAGAUGGGGGCAAACUCUGUCUGUUGGCACUUUUUGCUAGCACCUAGACACUGGUGGCUCAAGCGAGGGCGUGCUGACGUGAGACGCCAUGACGCUGAGUGCGUUCCAAAAAUACGACGGCACUUUGGCACAGUGUACUGCAUCCACAGUGAUUCUAGCGGUUGUUUACAUCGAUAAAGAAGCUGUUGCGCGUACCAUUCCGCACCAUUAGUGAUCUCCUAAGUUGUUCGUGACUCUGAGAGAAUCAUCGAAGUCACUUACUGUCUUCGGCGCUUUUCAUCAAAAACAUUGCGUCAUCUUAGCACCUCUUGGACUAAAACGAAGUGCAGAGCCUUGAAAACCGACAGCUCCCAUCUUUUAUCGGUUAUUGAUGGUGUCUAAAUGAAUAAAUAAAUUUACAAGUGAGAGCGUUCCUCAAAUAGAAUUUUGCAAAAGUGUUUAGAAUAUUCAGCGUGUAAAAUAUACAAAAAUUAUACGUUUAACAUGUAAAAUUACAUGUUUUAAAAAAUUGUAUAUUUCCCCAAAUGUAGAUUUUUAUACAUCUAUUAAUGUAUGUAAUGUUUUAUGUGCUGCCGUGAUGCAUCAUUUAACGCAUAUUCAUUGUACUUAGCGCCGCAAUUCUUCAGCAGAAAUUAUUAUCUCCACCUCAUCUCUGCGAAUAUUUAUGUAAGCGCACCUGACAUCAAUAUUAAUGAUAUCGCCUUUGUUAGCUGGAUAGCUCGCGUUGAUUUAUCGCGAUUUUCGAGACAAUUUGGUAAGAUCGUUCCCCGUGGACGCGCGCAAGCCGCUAGUCGACCAUUCGCACCGGCUAUUAUUGUCACGGGCGUCACGAUACGAGGGCGACGACGAGUUCUCGCGCGGGAGAGACACGCGCGAGUACAUUCAUCCGCGUUCACAGGCCGCCAUGCGGACCUCAGCCCGUUCAGAGCGGCGCGUUUCCACCAUGGCCACGAUUCAUAGUCUCACGGGUGUACCAUUAAUGAGAGUUCCUCAUUGCGGCAACUGGCCACUGUUAUUAUAGCUGCUCAUAACAGUCAAGCAUCGCGCAGGCCGUCGCGUUGGCAGCCGCCGUCUACCGUCUGCACGACUGUGAGGCAUUGAGCGUCUAUUUUCACACGCGCCGCGCGUCGCAAACAGCCUCGCUCCUUGUUGCACGAUCCCGAGUGAAUGUCCAGCGGUGUGGACCACCCCCUGGUCAAUUAAAGUCGACGAGCCGGAAAGAUUUCGGGCUGGAACGGCGGCGUGCUUGGAACGAAGUCAAUCGUUUACGCGACGUUGAAAAAAGGAUGGAAAUCCUCCAAAAGGAAUGAUGGAAUUUGCCAACGUAUUUGCAUUUCAAAUAGCAAUUAUUUCAACGAAUGCGUUUCAAUAUGUAAAAUUGGAAUUACAUAAAAACAGCGAAUGGGAUAGCUGUAAAUGUGGCAAAUCUUAUGGAAAAAGAUUCUAUUUCAUACCGCUUGUAUCACACGCAUUUGGAAACGCUUUUCGCAAAAGGAUUGGAAGAGCGAGAAAUUUAGGGCACUUAACAACUUUUAUCCCUGCGCAAUUAAAAUUAAUAAAACGAUAAUUAAUAAAAACAGCAAAGACCGGGUUCUCUUUCUCUCUCACGCGUGUCGUUAAUUCGUUAUAAGCUCCCGGGGGACGUUUUCCACAAGCCACUUUGGCGCUCUCGACACGACGAAGAGGACACGCUUCUCCGGUAUCCCUCAAGAGCAGAGUCGGCCGUCAUAAAUGUCAUUAACUGAUCGCCAGCGUUUACGCGCUUGAGAGCCGGUUGUCAUCUCUUAACAUGGCGGAUAUCUUCUCCGCCAACGGCAGAGUACGCGUAGAUACGAUAACUACACCGCUGGUAAUUAUUCCCUUUAAGCACAUCGAUUAUCAUUUCAUUAACUGACACCGCCGCUCGACCGCGUAUUCUAAUUUUCUUCAGGGCGAAGGUACGGCGCGUCAAAUUAAAGUGACUUUAAAUCUUUAUUACGUCUCAAACUUGACGUUGCUCAAUAUUCUCGCUUAAAAUGGAUCGCAGGAGCGUGUAAAAUUUUCUGGAUGGCGGACGUCCUUGCUAAUGUAAUAUCGUACCUAAUUUAGUUGCAUUUAAGUUUUAUCAUAAUUAUAACUUUCAUUAAUUAUAUUAACAUUUAAUUAUAUAUUUUCUAUAGAUAACAUAAUAUAAUUUAACGUUUAUAACUGAUUUUGAAUAAAGUAAUAUAUUUUGUCAUUGAAUCUGAUGACUGUAUUAAAUCAUGCUUAAAAAGUUUGACGUAAUAAAAAUAAUAGAAAAAAUUUCAAUGUAUAAAAAUAAAAUUUUUUUUCGUAUUUAUAAAAAAAAUUUCCUUCUUUUUUUGUAACGUUCAAGAUAAGAAAACUUUGAUUCCAAUUUCUCUCGUUUCUUUUGUAAAAUUUAACAAAAUAUAUAUUUUUUCUUUCUAUAUAACAAAUAUGUUUCAAGAUUUGUACGCAAUUUAAAAAAUAUUUAUUUCACGCGUGACUUUGAUAAUGUAAAUAUCGCGAUAUCUCCAAGAAAAAGCGGCAUUAAUCUUGCCUUCCAAAAUUCGCACGUAGUACAGAGAAUCGAGAGAGGGAGAGACAUUACUAGUAGCGAGCGGGUGUUGGAAACAGUACAAAAAGAGAAAUCAAGCCAGACAGUGGAGGGCGUGGGAGAUACAUUUAUACACUCGCAUCUGUGAGCUUAGAAUCGCAUGAUUUAGUGACUACGGAAGGAGAUCGUCGCGUCCGCUUUAAGCGGCUCUUCAGUCGUCCUCGUUUGCGAGAAAUGGCGUUUCGCCGAGUUAAAGCGUCUCAUCGAUCAUAAGUAAAAUAGAUUGCAAGAUUAUCGGACAGACGGUCAAGUACUUUUAACCUUCUUCAUGAUUUAAUUCCGCAAGACUUACUAAAACUUUUAUAAGAGUUCCAUCUCUCUGACGGAAAAUGAUCGUAUAAUUUCGCAGAAAAACAAUAAAAUCACAUUUGUAUUGUAUAUUAUGUAGAUUAUCUCAGAAUUACGAGUCUUUUCUAUUUUUAAUCUACAAUUCGUAAUUAUUUAUACUAUGGAAUAAAUUAAAAACAGCAGUCUUAAAUUAUAAGAUUAAAAUGAUUAAUAAGUUUAGAUGGAUGCUACUUAUAUAUUAUAUUAUUAAAUGUUUAUAUAAGUAUGAGUAGAAUUAAAUUUCUUUUUGCUAAAUUAUGCAAAAUUUAACAUAAAAAAAAUAUCCAAUGUUAAAAAAGUUGCGCAAUCUUUAUAAAGUUUUUACCGAAAAAAAAUUGUUUUAAAACUUAUCACAGAAUAUAUGAUUAAUAAAAAAUUAUGAUAACAUAAAUCUUGACAAUAACAAAAUUUUAAGUAGUCGAAGAUUAAUGUUCGAUGACACGUAUGUUGCACUCGCUUGGAAUUGAAUCCUGUCGAGGCAUGUUCCAACAUACGAGUUGCAUUAUUUCCUCACGCAUUGUAUAUCGCUAGUUACAGAGAUUCCAUUCAUGUAACAAAUGUCUGCGUAUAUAAUCCGCCAAGAGGGAAUCGCGUGCGUUAACGUGCACUUCUUGCCACAUUUCUCAGCUCCGACCCACCGUCCCUCUAAGCUCGGGGUGUCUCACUCAAUUGUUUCAUCUGCGUUAUUUGUGCGAUACAGAUCUUUCGCAUUCGCCAUAUGUCAAAUUUAAAUGCCUGUUCACGUCAUACUGAGUAAUAUCAGGAGUUGUUAAAGUAAGUGAUUAAAGACGCACUGCAAGAGGAAAUAUAUGUCCCCUCUUAAAUUAACUGCAAUUAAUGUGAUGUUGUGGAACACAAAUAUCGUAAAGGCGAUAUCGCAUAAUUGUAGGUGAAAUUAUACAUUAUAAAUGUGAAUUUGAAACAAACACAUUUAUACACUUUGACAUUCUAUAAAAUCGAUCAUUAUGUAUUCCAAUAUAAUUCCUCAUUCUUCACAUUAGGAUUAAAUAUUUUAAUAUCAUUUAUCUAAUUUUAAUGUCGUAAAAAUAAAUGAAAAACUAUUAUACUAUGUUUAUGAGAAGAUUGCUAUCUCUUCCCUUUAAAUUAGUUACAUAAGUUCCUUAUCAUACUUUUUCUAGUAUACUUUAUUUAACUCGACGUGAGCACAUGAAUAAUCUUAAGAAAAUUAGCUGUGCCUUAGAAUUCCGUCGUGUUCUCGACGGUCGAUACUCCGUCCGAUUCCCUACGUCACCGAGGGCAUGCAAACGCACUAAAUUUAGAUCACUAUCGUUGGUGCGCAAUCCGUUCUGCAUUGUCGACAACGACAACGAUGUUUUUCCGUAUUAUUAAUUAUCUUCGGACUGCGCGCGAUUUGUAAGCGCGCGACUAAUUGGAGACGAUCGGCGCCGUCGAGCUACGAAUUCCGACGAUGAUGACUAGACCACGUACGUGAAUUUCGACUGGGAUCACGAACACUUUGCUCGCAUUGCGGAAUAGCGCGACGUUAGACACGAGGGAGCACGUCCGACACAAGCGAGCGUCGCAAAUAGCCGAAAUAGCUAGCACGCAUCCGAGAAAGUCAUGGUCCGUGAAAUAUGUGUCGUUACGUUGUCGAAGAUACCUUUACGACUUUUAAGACUUUCAGGAGUCCAAUGUCGUCCAUGACGGGUCCGGUUAAGCCACUUUUACGGUAAGGCCGUUGGACUCUGUGCAAGUGUAAUAUCGGUAUUUGGAUGCAUCUUUUUUAUCAUUUUACAUUGUGUGAGUUUCAAUAUAUUUUAAAUAAUCAAAUUCUUCAACAAGAAGAAUUGUCGUUGUCAUCAAUUGUAAAAAUAUUAAAGUCUUGUUGAACAAAUUGCUAGAUGUUUCAUUGAUUCAAAUUUUUGUUUCACUUAAAAUAAAUUUGCAUACAUGCAAAUAGCUUAAAAAAAUUAAAUAAAAAAUUGUAAUCCAACUUUGAUUCAAAAUUCAACGUUAACAUGUAACGAAAUCCUCUAUCAUGUUUCCUACGCGUAAUAAUGUGUGAACGUGACAGCUCUAGAUAAUAUUUCCGACGAUCUCUAGCCAGACGGAACAUUUCAGGAAUCGGUAACGCCUAACCAGGCACGAGUCGCUCAACCUCGUUAUUACAUCUCUCGCCGAAUUCCUUUCCGCGUUCAAGGAACGUCUCGUCUCUCUCGGGAACGUUGCCUACUCGCUACGCAAAGCACGGUGUUCGUAAAUCUUUCGCCGUAGUUACAGCCGCCGGGCAUUACGUUGAUGCACUAUUUAUAAACACGUGACAUCGAGACGAGUGGUAGGUGCGGGUGGGCCAAGAAAACCUACGUCGCUACCGCAGUCGAGUAGUUUCGUGUUCUCGCCUCUUCUAAUACACCUGCUCUCGUGUAAUCAAACGUUCUCGCAGUCUCCGCCUUCCCCACUUUCUUCUUUCGUGCACACUCGAUUUCGCAUUAAAUUCCUCACGUGAACGAACGUUUCUCGAUCUCAUUUAAUACCUUCUUUUGCAAAACUUACUAUCAACUAUUCUAAUUGCAAGUAAUUUUUUGUCGAAUAGCUUAAAUUAUACUUAAAAAUAAAUAAAUAAAUAAAUAAAAACUCAACAUAAAUAGAAAAAGAUGAAAAGAAAUAAAAAUUAUAUUUAAGAAGACAUAUGGUAAUUAGGAAUAUUUUAUAAAUAAUAAAUAGUGCUGAAUAAGUUAAGUAUUAAUUGACGUGAACAAACAUAACAAUAAUUUACAAUUGUAUUCAUAUAAUAUAAUAAACAUUCAAAAGACACUCAAAUUGUUAUAUCAAGUUUUUUAUCUUAGUUUAUCUAAGUUUUAUCUUAGUUUAUUGUAAAUAGUUCACAUUUGUUUAAAUCAAUUUGCAUUAAUUUCACGCACGAUCGUUUACUAUGACAAUCUCUCGGACAAUUUGAUAUCUACGACAUUUAUCACAGCUGUCUCCGCGAUGCGAUUCGCCCUGAUUAAAGCGACAUAAAAAAAACGUUUGUUUUAUUAUGCGGCACUUUUGAGUCGACCAACUUGUCACUCAAACUAUAGCACCUUUCGAUACGCAAAAAUCAUACGAUCGUAAUUAUCUUAAAGCUACCGCGGUGCAAUGGUGCACACCGUGUAGAUCAUAUUUCUUGUCGGCUCCUACCUUUCCUCGGUGCGCACUUGCGAGGAGUAAGAUGUUCGAGAGCCGCGAGUGCAUUAAUCUCCAGCGACGGUUGCGUUAAUAUAAUCGUUUAAUACGUCCGGUUUAUUAACUGCGUUCAUUUUCAUUGGCCCGUUAAUUCACCCUUCCGUCACGAACCCAUCGCAAACCAAAAAUCCGGCACGCGAGAAUGAGCGAGUGGACGGAAGAAAAAAGAGAAAGGAAAAAAGAGAUCGUUUCGACCGACCCACCGUUUCUUCGCGUGCAACGCGAUGCACCUAAACCUAACGCAGCACGCCGGCACAUCAAAGGUCCGUUGAUGAAAUAGUACGUAUAAUUUGAUGAAAGCCAAUUCGGAUUCAUUGUAUCAAAAUUAUUUUGUGCGAGGCCAAGAAGGGAUAAAUUUUCGUAACAAUUAUAAACAUUAUAAUUUUUGUUACGAUAUUUAAGAUAAUUGAAAACGCAAGAUAAUUGAUCACUUACGAUUGAUCACUUGAGCUUAGAUUGUUGCAAAAAAUGGUCACAUCCGACAAGUACGAAAAAUUAUGCUGCUAAUGUAUCGGUGGAUAACACUUUCGUAAGCGGCGCCACACAUAAGCGGAAAGAUUAUAUCUCCGCGCGAAUAAUUAAAAUCUGGUUGCCACACUUUCGCGCUGAUAGAUAUUCGCAAGCGGGACAAAUUAUGAUAAUAAAAUUGUCAACGCGUCUCGAUCUCUCCGUUCCGAGAACACCAAUUAUUUAUUACGCUCGUAAUAUUCAUGCGCGAGAUAUUGUACUACCGCUGCGAGCGAGCACUCGAUGAUUGGUCGAUCAAAUAAUUUGUAUAUUGCGUCACGGGUAAAAACGCUAAUGUGACGCGCACCAAGUCGGUUGAUAAUUAAUCCAAAAUGGCGAUCCGUGGUGAAAAAAACGCGUUUACGAUAGAUAAUGAACCGCGUCGGGUGCCGCCGGUCAAGUAUGCAAAGCGAAUAAUACGUUCGACUUAUGCGCGACUGUCGGUUGCGGAAGGCAGAAAGGUGCCCGAUCGGCCAAUCGCAAUGAUCGUGGUACCCGAUGUACAAAGUGCCGAUCGACACGUCGAUUGGUCGACCGAACGGCGCCAGUGUCGCGAGGGUUGUGUCUUUCCACAUGCGGACUCUACUGUCAUUUAAUAAGCGUCCUCCGGGUAUAUUUCGAAGCGCAAUUGAGUCGUGUCCUCGAACCGCGAAACCUCUCAAGAUAGUUGUCGCAGCCUUAGGUCUUUUGAUCUUUACAGGUAGCAAUUAACCCUACGGUUAAGCGAAAAAAAAAUGAUGGAAUUUCUACACAGGAUGUAUUAAAAGUGUCUUUCAAUUUUAACGACAGAUACAUAAUAGAAAAACAGCCUCGAUUUUUCCUUAAUUGAAACGUCGACGUAUUAAUAUUUCUCGAGCUAUUGAACAACGAUUGAGAAACUAAUUGAGAAAAUAAGAGAUGGUCGUGGACAAUUAAACAAUUUAUAAAAUCUCAUUAUUUACUAUUGGAUUCAUACUUUGUAAUGUAAUGUAGAUAAAUAAAUAAAAGAUGACUGGUAUUAUAAUUGACGGAAAUCGAGCACUCUACAGUGGAGGAUUCAUCGAAGUAUGCCUCGUAACAGACCGUUGCGAUCGUAAAAGGCGAAAGAUCUGUGAUCGGCAGAACUUAGCCUUCUUGCUAGUAAGGUCCCGCGUUCCUCUCGCAGCAUUCUAACGACUUUCCGAGCAACAAGAAGUAGUCCACGUCGAGUAAAAUCGCGGACGCGCAUACGCGCUCCGGGAAGCCCCGGCAUUGUCUUAGAAGAAGAAAGUACGCUGGCGAAGUCACGGUGAUUAGACGCCGCGAGGUGUGGAGGAUCGGGAUCGAUGGAUUCCUGGAAAGAGUGAGCGUAGGUGUAAAAAUGCCUCGGUGGGCAAUCGUCACGCUCGGUUCGCCACAUUCCGUCCAACCGGACAUCCCGCGGUGAGGGAGGUGAUGACUCCCCCACACACGUACAUACACAUACACGUGUGAUAAACGCAUGAAGCGUGGUGAGCCGAGUGGUGGUUCCAUCGGAGCGCGCGGCGCGGUGCGGCACGUGAGGAACCGUGUGCUCUGGAUUGCGUCGCUCAUCGUCCUCCCGCGGUGCGGCGUCGGGAACAGCGCGCUCGUCGUGGGAGCGGCGAAUUCCGUGCGCAAUUGUCCUGACGCGCGACAUUUGUUAGGGUCCUGUCGCCCGGUCGGAGUCCCGCGCUCUCGGCGAAGCGAAUAACGAAAUCUUGGAACAGAGCGCGCCGCGCCGGUUUGUUCGCUCGAGCGUCGAGUGACGUUACGAUGUCACGUUCCUAGAAGUUCCUCGAGAUUCGGUUUUGCCGGUGUUCCCUUCACGGUGAAGCAAUGUCCCGCGACAUCGGCACGGACCCCCGCCCGUGAGUUGCUGCAUCGAAACGAGAAUUGGAAUUGACGUAAUCACGGAACAAAGUUUCGCUUUCAGAGGCAACUAAUGCAAAUUCAAUCUACGACGUGUACCAUACGACGGGCAACAACGCAAUUGGCGAUGGAGUAAAGCCACCGCCUUUGCCGUCGCGAAUGAUAUAUCGUGGAUUACGCUCGCGCGGCACGUCGAUUGAAUUUAAUUACGGAAAUACACCGGCACUUGCAAUCGUUCCAACGCACGCGCGCGCGCGCGCGCGCGUCGUGUCGCGAAGAAGAAAUACUGCAGCGGAUAGAAACGAGGAGGAGAUCUAAGUGUGCCGUCGUCGCCGCGAUCAAUGAAUAAUAAAAGGCCCGAACGAAUGCCGAAGCUGCCGGGAUGCCGCCGCUGACUUGUCGUGCCCCCGCUCUCAACGCGACGUUGAUAAAUAAUUAUUGGGGUAUAGACGUGGGCAUUUACAAGCAGGUGUGCGCAUUCGAAGAAAGGCGGCAUUUCGCGACACCUGGUGCUGAUUACCGAACGAAAUCGUCGGCGCGAGCGAGCGCGUAGCGACUUAAGCGGCCGGCUAAAUUGCCGCGUUAUUCCUGUAAACCGCGGCUAUCCCCACGACUGUCCAAUUACCGGACGAGGUGGCAAGUCGUCGUCGUCUCGUCGGGGGAUAUACACGCGUUCCGCGCGCGCGGCGACUUGGAAUCGCGACGUUUUCUUUUUCUCUUACCAGCGACGGCAUGCACCGUUAAGGACGGAUAAUGAGACGAGUCGCGAGACGCGGCCGGAGAAAGAGAGAAACCCUCGCGAGAGCGCGCGUCUCGUCGUAUAUUACCGCGAGCUACCGCACUGCGUAUGCGGUAGCGCAAUUUCAUAUACAAAGCCCGGGGUGAAUCCCGACGUGAUGACCCCAAACCUCCAUUAGAUUUAUACAGUCACAAUGUUGCAGACCGCUCACCGUCGCGAUUCCAAGAUACACACAGGGUGUUGCAGCCCGAGGCGCAUUUGCAUUCAGCAACGAGCGAGAGACGCGAUCACGAGCGAGGCACGAUUCCGCGCCGCGCUCUUUAUCUUGAGCAACGCCGCAAACGUUUUGUCGUUAUUAAUAUUACUUAUAUUACAUUCAUCGCGAUGAUAAAUGCACGGAUAGGGAUUACAAACGACCGCGAUCGAUCGAAAAGUCACGCGUGCGGAUCAUCGGUCAACACAUCGCUGAUAAUUGAUCGAGUCGCUUAUUUUUCUUAAUUAUGCGUGCCAGGAUGUUGUGAGUGUUAAAACGAGGCGCGUAUUAAUUAAGGCGCUUUGAAUAGGAGUGGUGCGUCUCGGUUACGUGACACGAUAUUUACCCGGCCGGUGGUACUUUACGUGUUACCUUACCUUACGCGUGUUAUCGCAAUGCACGUGUGGCGACGAAGCUAAUUAUGCGGGAAAUGUAAAAAAGGAUACCGCGCGCGCGCCCGAGGAAUAUGAAAUGAGCGAUGAAGAGCAAGAAACGAGGCUAUUCAAUGAUCAACAUCGACAGUUGCAUAACUUAACGUGCGAGACUACUUAUUUCUUGUUAUUAUGGCCAAUGCGUUUUCUUCUAAAUUAUUGCUUGAAUUUAUUUGGGAUUCUUUCGAUAUGCUAAUACUAAUAAUAUAUCUCGUAAUUAUUAAUAUAACUCGAUUAUAUAACGUGAGAAUUAGCGUGGUAUCAUAAUCUCGUGUCGAUUAAAUGAAAGAAAUCUUCUUAGAGAGGUAAAAAUAAGAAACGCGUUUUUCAUGCAUGCUAAUAUCCGCUUUUCUUAUGCUAAUAUUAAUUUCACUAAGCAUGUAAUUUACGCAUCGAAUUAUUUCUACAACAUCGCAUUUGUUUGCGAUUUGAAUAAAAUUUCGGGGUAUCAUUUGGAGAUCUUCACUUUUUGAGCGAUCCGAAUCUAGUUUCCGUGGCCUCUUCCUAGCAACGCGCAACGGACAAAAUAGCGCAUCAAUAACAACAGUUCAGUUAUCUCCGGACAGGCCAUCGACGAGCAACACAUUCCAUCCUCUCUUCCCAAAAUUAUAUUCGGCAUCUUGAUAUAACCGAUUUUUAUCGGUUAUUAAAUCUUCUUAGUGAUUAUUUAAGCGCCGGCUUAAAUGUGCCGUCUCCAAGUGUUCGCGUUCACCGAGUCUAAGUAAUCUCAGCGUCGUCGCGCAUUUCGGAAAAUCGCAAAGGAGCCACCGCGAUCAUUUAUCAUCCAGAUCAUCACGGAUUGCGCCAGAUGAUAAGCGGAUCGCUGAAAUUAACGUCGGCGACGAUCUUCUUGCGACCUUCGACUUCUACGAGCUCUUCGCAUGUGGCCUCUAAAAUUCUGACGAAAGCUGCUCAUGAGACGGCACAUAACGGCAUUAUCCGUCUUGGAAUUUCUUCAAAGGAGAUAGAAGAGACAAGAAAGGGUGAAAUAUGACGAAGCCAAAGAUGUCGGCCCUGGUGGCCUCCGCCAUUCGCAAUCUGCGGGAAAUUCGUGGUUCGACGUCGAAAGAAAUCAUGAGUUACAUUAAAUCUCAAUAUACGGGGACGGAUUCCAGCAUACAAAAACAGAUAUAUGCUGCCUUGAAACGCGGCUUGGACUACGGUAUCUUGAAAAGGGACCGUGGUUAUUACAGCCUGAAUACGGAUCCUGAAAUGAUGUACAAAGCGCAUACCGUAGCGCCCUUGGAGCAAGGCAGGAGAAGGCGAAGGAGGCGACGACGUGGCCGUGGAGUAUCGCGAAGGCGAGGACGAGGUCGUCGAGGCCGCAGGAGAGGCAGGGGCAGAGGCAGGGCGGCCAGAGGUAGAGGCAGGGGCAGGGGCAGAGGAAGGAGGAGGAGGAGGAGGAGGAGAAGCAGAAGCACAAGAAGCAGAGGAAGUCCUCCGGCUAGAACGAGGUCCCUCGCAGCCAGGUGCAACAAGUGCUCGCUCAGGAAGCGCGCGGAGGACACUUUGAGAAAUUCCCCGGUGGAGAACCUCCGAAAGGACAUGACUUAUUUGUAUAAGAGCAACCAGACGCCGUCCAGACACCAGAGCCGUAGUCGGGAUCGAAGUCAGACGCGCAGCCGGUCGAGUAGCAGUGACAAGGAGAUGAUUGACGACCGAAAUCGCGAUCAGCCGUGAACAUCUGCACGCGAAAGGAUACUGCGAAUUUUAAUUCUUCGCAGUCGUAUAUCGUCCACGUAAAAUUGACAUCAAAAUUUUUAAUCAUUUAAAAUUUUUAUUAGCUAUCCUAAAAAAAUUAUUUUAUUAUUAUAUUAUUUUAUUAUUGUACAUUAUUUCGUAAAAUUUGAUUUGGUUCGGAAGCAAGUUUUAUAAUCUUUUAAUCGGGACUGCAAAGAAUUAAUUGUUCGACGCGGUGGUUAUCAAUCAGUGACGCGGGGAUAACUCUCACGAAUCUAGAUUUUGUUUUAUUUUAUAGCGAUAAAUUACAGUGGUCCGAAAUGUACGUCGACAGCGAGUCUUGUUUGUAGUCUUCGACUUUUUACAAAUUUUAUGUUUCCUUUACACUGACUAAUUAUAUACAAUUUUAUCACUAA